Corvus hawaiiensis (hawaiian crow) is the source of this 3247-nucleotide messenger RNA. RefSeq names its product guanylate cyclase 1 soluble subunit beta 1 (gene GUCY1B1). Lineage: Eukaryota; Metazoa; Chordata; Aves; Passeriformes; Corvidae. Gene Ontology annotation, molecular function: guanylate cyclase activity; heme binding. The record is from RefSeq and is a predicted model, not a curated record. The transcript has 14 exons. Gene Ontology annotation, cellular component: guanylate cyclase complex, soluble. The coding region runs from base 90 to 1949 and encodes 619 amino acids. Gene Ontology annotation, biological process: cGMP biosynthetic process; response to oxygen levels.
GGUGCCACUCGGGGCGGCGGCGGCCGGGGGAGGUGGUGAGGCGGCUGGGCCCAUCCUCUGCUGGCGGCGGCGGCGGCGGCGGUGGCACCAUGUACGGCUUCGUCAAUCACGCCCUGGAGCUGCUCGUCAUCCGCAACUACGGCCCCGCCGUCUGGGAGGACAUCAAGAAGGAGGCACAGCUGGAUGAAGAGGGACAGUUUCUGGUCAGAAUAAUCUACGAUGAUUCCAAAACCUAUGACCUUGUUGCAGCUGCAAGCAAGGUCCUUAAUCUAAAUGCUGGGGAAAUUCUUCAAAUGUUUGGGAAGAUGUUUUUUGUGUUUUGUCAAGAAUCUGGUUAUGAUACAAUUCUACGUGUCUUGGGCUCAAAUGUCAGAGAGUUUUUGCAGAACCUGGAUGCUUUGCAUGACCACCUCGCUACUAUUUACCCGGGUAUGCGAGCACCUUCCUUCAGAUGCACCGACGCGGAGAAGGGAAAGGGACUCAUUCUGCAUUACUACUCAGAAAGAGAAGGUCUUCAGGAUAUUGUCAUUGGAAUCAUCAAAACAGUAGCUCAACAGAUCCACGGUACAGAAAUAGAUAUGAAGGUUAUUCAACAGAGAAAUGAGGAGUGUGACCACAUUCAAUUUUUAAUUGAAGAGAAAGAGUCUAAAGAAGAGGACUACUAUGAGGACCUUGACAGAUUUGAAGAAAAUGGUACCCAAGAGUCUCGCAUCAGUCCCUAUACUUUCUGCAAGGCAUUUCCUUUCCACAUCAUAUUUGACAGAGAUCUGGUGGUCACACAAUGUGGCAAUGCUAUAUACAGAGUCCUUCCACAGCUACAGCCAGGAAAUUGCAGUCUGUUGUCAGUUUUCUCCUUGGUCCGGCCUCAUAUUGAUAUUAGCUUCCAUGGGAUCCUCUCCCAUAUUAAUACAGUCUUUGUACUGAGAACUAAGGAGGGGCUGUUGGAUGUGGAAAAGUUGGAGUGUGAAGAUGAACUGACUGGCACAGAAAUCAGCUGCUUACGGCUGAAAGGUCAAAUGAUCUACUUGCCUGAAGCAGACAGCAUUCUCUUUCUUUGUUCGCCAAGUGUGAUGAACUUGGAUGAUUUAACCAGGAGAGGUUUAUAUCUGAGUGAUAUUCCACUGCACGAUGCUACCCGUGAUCUGGUUCUUUUGGGAGAGCAGUUCAGAGAGGAAUAUAAACUGACUCAGGAGCUCGAGAUCCUCACUGACAGACUGCAGCACACACUGCGUGCACUGGAAGAUGAAAAGAAAAAGACAGACACAUUACUGUACUCUGUUCUACCGCCAUCAGUGGCAAAUGAGCUGAGACACAAGCGUCCUGUUCCAGCCAAGCGCUAUGACAAUGUCACCAUUCUGUUCAGUGGCAUUGUGGGAUUCAAUGCCUUUUGUAGUAAACACGCCUCUGGAGAGGGAGCCAUGAAAAUUGUCAACCUUUUAAAUGAUCUUUACACAAGAUUUGAUAUUCUGACUGAUUCACGAAGGAAUCCAUUUGUUUAUAAGGUGGAAACAGUUGGGGACAAGUAUAUGACAGUGAGUGGUCUACCAGAGCCUUGCAUGCAUCAUGCACGAUCUAUCUGCCACCUGGCUUUGGAUAUGAUGGAAAUAGCAGGCCAAGUUCAAGUAGAUGGUGAGCCUGUACAGAUAACAAUAGGAAUCCAUACUGGUGAGGUAGUCACAGGUGUCAUAGGUCAAAGGAUGCCACGGUACUGUCUCUUUGGAAAUACUGUGAAUCUAACAAGCAGGACAGAAACUACUGGAGAAAAGGGAAAGAUCAAUGUCUCUGAAUAUACUUACAGGUGUCUCAUGACACCAGAAAAUUCAGAUCCUCAGUUCCACCUGGAGUACAGGGGUCCAGUUUCUAUGAAGGGCAAAAAAGAGCCAAUGCAGGUUUGGUUUUUGUCCAGAAAGAGUACAGAGACAGAGGAAACAAAGCAAGAUGCUUCCUGAGCUGAGGGAAGAGGAAGAGGAUGCUGAAUAGGGUGCAAUACUGUCUCCAAAUAGGGUGCCAGGCAGUAAGGUUGUGUUAUGGAUGUUAUUUCACAUUAUAUCUCCCACUGCCAUGUGCAAUACCAUUGUCUUUUGCCCUACUCCUGAAGUCAUACUUACCAUUUUUCUCCAGGCUUGCUUGCUAAUUUUUUGUCCUUAUUGUUUGGUACUGUUAUAUCUCUGCUAUGAGCAUGUAUUUCAAGCUUUCCUUUUUUUGAUAUGCAUUUUUGCAUGUCAGUCAUGUGACCAUUCCUACCACCAGAUAAUAUUGAAUGAAACCAUGUAGUAUGCACACCACAACUAAUGACUUCAAUCUGAUGCUUCGUAUCUUCAUCUUCAUCUCUGAAGUACUGUGGUUAUGUGAAUUGAUGACAUUUCUGGAAAGAUAGGUAUUUCAGUUGAUAGGCAGAACAAUGAACCUAAGGAACUGUAUUUAAUAAUAAUACCUAAAGCGGCAUUAUAAAAAUUAUUGUAUAAAUGUUAUCAGAUUUAGUUCUGCUAUUACCAUGCUUCCCAUUCGUUUUGUGAAUAACACUUGAUGCUCUUUAAAUUCCUGGUUAGAAAAAGGGUUCUCAUUUGAUAUCAUCCUGCAUUUUCCCUUUGUGGACACUCUGUAGACAUCUUCUGUAUUGAAAGGGGACGGCUGUGUUUCUGAUACUGCCAUUUGAAGCAUGUGCCAAUGUACUUUUACUGAAAUGCUGUUCACUUGCAAUGUAUUUCUCAUUGAUUUAUAUAAACUAAAUUAAAUUGUCAUAUUAAUAAUAGAUUACUGGACAAUUUCAGACCACUUGUAGUGCAUUGAUUCUCAUCUGAUGUAGCCCCUGGAGUUGAAAGGCAUGCUGCUGGGACGUGGUUGACAUGGUUGCCUUUUGGUUUGGUCUCUCUAAUUUCAGAAAUGAUCUAAUUUUAUUCCUUGAGAGGACCUGGUAAUGUUCUAGGCAUCAUGACAUAAUUAAGGGAUGUAAAGCUUGAAGGGACAUGGUGUGUUUCAUCAGCUGAUACAGUUAGUAAAAGUGGACAAGGUUUCAGAUGCAUAGACCUUCCAUAACUUUAAUAUAUAGUACAUUUUUAUGUGAAUAGUAUCUGUUCUUAUAUGACUGAUCAUUUCUGAAUAUUUGCAUUAUAAAAUAGGAUAGUGCAAUUACUUUGUGUAUAAAAAUUGUCUAUAUCUAGUAUAUCUUACUAGCACAGAAUAUAUAUGUAUAAAUGUUUCAUGUUAAUGUGCAAAAGAAAUUGCAAUAAAUUAUUUUUUCCACUGA